AUGGUGUCCACCAUGCGACUCGUCGCCACAUUGGCGGUGCUGGGAGCAUCUGCCACAGCCUUUGAGCCCAACCUCAAGUUCAACCUGACCGUUCCCGACACGUCUGGCAUGAUCUUCUACUUCAACGACGUCUUUCUCAACAACAGUGUGAGCUGGCAAACCGUCUUUACAGACGUGCCGACCCCGUACGUCAAAGGUAUGGUCGGUUUCGGCACCAGUAAACAUGUUAGCUUCGACGGCGCGGCGGCGGCGGCGAUGUCCCUUUUCGUGGGCACUGGUCUUUGGUGGAAGGGGUUUAUCUACAACCCAACCAACCAGAACUUGCCUACAGGGUUCAAGAUGAACGGCACCGACCUCGCCGACACCAUUCCCACCGCCACCGGCCCAGUGUUCAUCGGCAAAGGCAGUAUGCCGUAUGGAUACUACGAGUCUCUUUGGUAUCCGAUGGACAACGCCUCAACUGUCACCAUUGAGAGUGUCACCGUAGAAUUAGGCAUGUCAAGUGACAAGUCUUCGUUUGACCAGGUGCCGUCCACCACGCAGAUGUUCGUCAUGCCCGACGGAACUCUCAACGAAUUCUAUACGAAUGUUGAGAACUCCAAUUGGACGGCAUACAGCGACAUUGCUGGCGUUAAUGGCGAGAGCAACACAAAGUACAGUCAACUUAUGGGUCAAAGUGGGGCUCGUAUCCAGAUGACAGUGCCGGCCAAUACGUCCUUCGUCAUGAUCAACGGUACCAGCUGUCCGACCUGUGGAAUCACCAGGAUGCUCUGGAACCCUCCCCUUCCUUACUGGUCCCACAAGACUUGGGUCGAGGCUCUCAUGUGGAACCCCUACUGGGUCAUGGACAGCAUCGUUCAUGUCGCCACGCUCGACCCCACGGUGCAGUACACGCUGGAUAUCAUGGGCGAGACAAACCCUCAAUACCUUGUCGAUGGUAUCAGCCUCAGGAGCACAACUUUCUGGAGUGGCUCCGAUGCGUCAAACUCGACUGGUGGUGGUGGUGGUGGCAGUUCGUCCAACGCUGCCCUCAUUGGCGGAGUGGUGGGAGGUGUCGUGGGAGCUCUCCUUCUGGCGGCUGGCGGAUUCUUCUUUUGGCGCCGCAGCAAGAAGAACAAGGAGAAGAACAACACUCAGCCCGAUUUCGAGAUUGAGGACCAAGGAACAGCAUUCAUCCCAUCUCCUACUGUUACGCCUUUCAACAACCAGCCUGUGAUGGCUCAGACUACUGGCUCUGGCUACCCAUCGUCCGGCGCCAGUUACGGACAGCACGGUUAUGCGCCAGGCCCUGGGUCCCCGGGCAGUGGCUACGAGGGCCCCGCCAUGGCUGCGGGCGGUUUCGCCGCGGGUGCUGCGGGCAUGGCAGGCUUUGCCAAGGCCAGGGAACACGCCGCCGAGGGGCACAGGAUGUCGACCGGCGGUGUCUCUAGUAACAGCGGUUAUUAUGACGGCGAAGACUUCAGCGGUGACGCUUCAAUCAGCGGUGGUUCAGCCGUCCCGAUGCUCUCCCCUGCCUCCAUUCACAGUGGUAUGAUGUACAACCAGCAUCAGGAUGCCGGUGCUCUGAGUCGCCCCCUUCCCGACCCACAGGAGAUUCAGGUUCCUCCUUCGUACGACCCCACCUGGUCCCCCCCACCUUCUGGCUCCUCCGUGCCACACAAUGUCGAUCAGUUCUCUGAAGCUGGACGGUCGUCGGUCUCGGGCGCUCACCUUCCUCCAGGCGCCGACUACCCCGCAGACGUCAAGAGUCCCCGAGGACCCCAGUAG
Apiotrichum porosum is the source of this 1767-nucleotide messenger RNA. RefSeq lists its product as uncharacterized. The record is from RefSeq and is a predicted model, not a curated record. The transcript has 4 exons. Bases 1 to 1767 code for a protein of 588 amino acids. NCBI's taxonomy places the organism in Eukaryota, Fungi, Basidiomycota, Tremellomycetes, Trichosporonales, Trichosporonaceae.